AAAUUAUGCAUUCUAUUCUAUCUCAUUCAUUCACUCUCAAAAAAAAACUCAUUUUUCUCUCCUUCAAUCUCUCAACCUCCUCCUCAUCAUAUUCCAAACACCACACCACACAACACACAGUCCAACGUUAAUCGAUCAAAAACCCAUCUCUGUCGAUGUUUCUUUGACCCAAAAAACUUCACAAAAAUCUCAUCCGAUUCUCUUUUCUUCUCUUCCACCGAUGCAGAUUGAGUUUCAAAAUUCCUUCCUAUUUCUUAUAUGUUUGAGACCUGAGAUUUGCUAGUCAAUUAUAUUUUUGAGAUAUUUUCUUCUGCAAAGUUUGGGGCACUGCGUAAAGUUUUUUGCAGUGCCCAAUGGAUGCCACAACCAGCGGAACCCCGACUAUUCAAUACCAUAACAUCACUGACCAGACAAUUACUGCCAUUGUUGUUGCCACACCACUUCCGACUUUCCAAAGGCAACAGCGACAUUGCUUUGGGAACUCUACUCCCGGAGAGUUUCCUUUGUCUGCUAAUCCCUCUAUUGUCCUCCAUGUUCUUACCGCGUGUAAUUUGGAUCCUCAAGACCUUGCUAAACUAGAGGCAACAUGCUCUUUCUUCAGGCAGCCAGCAAACUUUGCUCCGGAUUUAGCGCUGUCAUUAUCCGAGCUUGCUGCAUUUGACAUGUGCCGAAAGAGAGCCAUCUUUAAGCCAAUGACAACAGAAGAAAGGCAAGAUUUGAAGCAAAGAUGUGGAGGCUCUUGGAAGUUGGUUCUAAGGUAUUUAUUGGCUGGAGAAGCAUGUUGCAGGAGGGAGAAAUCACAGGCAAUAGCAGGUCCUGGUCACAGCAUUGCUGUGACAUCUAAAGGGGAUGUUUAUUCGUUUGGAUCCAACAGUUCAGGACAACUCGGGCACGGCACCACCGAUGAAGAAUGGCGACCGCGGCCAAUAAGAACUUUGCAAGGCAUUCGAAUUAUACAAGCUGCUGCCGGUGCUGGGAGGACAAUGUUGAUCACUGAUUCCGGACAAGUCUAUGCAUUUGGAAAAGAUUCUUUUGGAGAAGCUGAAUACGGAGGUCAAGGAUCCAAAGUUGUCACAAGUCCACAGUUGGUGGAGUCUUUGAAAAACAUAUUUGUUGUCCAAGCUGCAAUUGGUAACUUUUUUACCGCGGUAUUGUCAAGAGAAGGCAGGGUUUAUACAUUUUCUUGGGGUAACGAUGGAAAACUCGGCCACCACACUGAUCCAAAUGAUAUGGAACCUCAUCCUUUAUUAGGAGCUUUGGAAGACAUACCAGUAGUGCAAAUUGCCGCGGGAUAUUGCUACCUUCUUUGUUUGGCUUGUCAACCUAGUGGAAUGUCAGUAUACUCCGUUGGGUGUGGCUUGGGAGGCAAGCUAGGACACGGAACAAGAACUGACGAAAAGUUCCCUCGUUUGAUCGAACAGUUCCAGACGCUAAACAUUCAACCCAUGGUGGUGGCAGCCGGUGCAUGGCACGCUGCAGUUGUAGGACAGGAUGGCCGUGUUUGCACAUGGGGAUGGGGCCGAUACGGUUGUUUGGGACACGGGAAUGAAGAAUGUGAAGCAGCACCUAAGGUAGUAGAAGCAUUGACCAAUGUCAAAGCUGUUCAUGUCGCAACAGGAGAUUACACAACCUUUGUGGUCUCUGAAGAUGGUGACGUUUAUUCAUUCGGUUGUGGAGAAUCUGCUAGUCUCGGUCAUAACGCAGUAAAUGACGAACAGGGAAACAGGCAUGCGAAUGUGUUAAACCCCGAGCUCGUGACAUCGCUGAAGCAGAUCAAUGAAAGGGUGGUACAGAUUAGUCUGACAAAUUCGAUAUACUGGAACGCCCAUACCUUUGCUCUAACUGAAUCAGGGAAGCUUUAUGGAUUUGGGGCAGGAGACAAAGGACAGCUAGGAAUUGAACUUGUUGCGAACCAGACAGAAAGGGUAAAUCCGGAACGGGUUGACAUUGAUCUCGGCUAACUAUAUCGGCCUCUAAUCACCAAUUCUUUAAACCGUUUUAUAUCGUCUAAUUAACGAUCAUGCAUAGCAUUUAGUGUUUAAGUUUCCUUGUCUAUUUUGUAAAUAUAAUCAAAAGAAUGCAGUGUGAUGAAGGUCCAAGGUAGGUAAAUCAGCUAACAAGGGCUUCAGCUACUACUGUCUUUAUUUAUGGUCUUUCAUAUCAUAUCUUAGGCUUCAACUGUUUGUUGAUAGUUUAUUUAUACGCUGUUGAAGGUUACUUUAUUUAUGGUUUAGUUUCUCUUGAA
Molecule: messenger RNA, 2245 nt
Organism: Lathyrus oleraceus (garden pea)
Lineage: Eukaryota; Viridiplantae; Streptophyta; Magnoliopsida; Fabales; Fabaceae
Product: ultraviolet-B receptor UVR8
Exons: 7
Coding region: 354-1961 (535 amino acids)
Source: RefSeq, a predicted model, not a curated record